GUGUUUAUUUUAGACAGUUUUUCCUAAGCCUCACCUGCUCUGAGUGAGGGGUAAUGAAUUUAGGCCAGACAUAAUGUGAAUUAGACAAAUGGGGAGGGAUUGCUGAGCAGGCAGGUGAAUUCCUAGAGAACUAAUCCAUCCUAAGAUUUGCAGGGAAGCACAAAAUCAUACAUGCAGCAUAGCAAUGACACCCUGUGUAAUAGAGCCCCAACUGGUACAGCCUUAUGGGGUGCAAACUUUUAACUGAGAGCAAAAGGUGAUGAUUCUUUUUGGAAGCAUUUACAUCUGGAAUCAGAUACUGAAAGCUGCAGGUCUGUUUCUUCUAAUUUAAAGGUGUUUCUGCAAGCACAUGCACCUAAAACCACUCUCUGUAUAGCAGCAACAAAUUUAUAGGUGUCAUCCCAUACAUUUUUGUGUUUAAAAAUAAAUAAAGGUUGCUCAAAAGCCUGGGAAAGACUGUAGGGAGAUCUUGAGGGUCAAAGAUGUAAGAAAAAAAUAAUUAAAAUGUUGAGUGUAGGAAAUAAGAGUAAACAUUUCAUAUAAUUAAGUCGUUAUUUGAUGUGGGUAAGUGAUACCUUUGUCUCUGCCCAGUGGCCAGGAGGUGGCCAGUGGGGACCAUCCUGGGGCUGUCCCUGCUGGAUUUCCUUGGUAAGGGGCCCCACAGGGCAGUGCUGGAACGUGCCCAAGCUCAGCUCACCCAGCUUCUGGCUCUGCCAGAGUAAAGGGUUCACCAUGACCAGGAAUCCCCUGGGCACCAUCCCACCUGCAAAGGAACUGGAAAGAGAGAGGCAUCCUGCCCGUUCCUACACUGCUUCUGCAACAAGUAAUAAGGCAUGCCUGACCCACUUAAAGAGUGUUUAUCUAGUACUGAUAGUGUCCAGCAUGCAUCAAAUAUGUCUCCUAAAUUAUCUCUGCUAAAUACACUCAAUACCAUCGGGUUUGGCUCCAAAUGCUUUUGAUUCCAGUUGAUAUCAAUCAGGUUUGGCCUGUGGAGGAAUCCUCAGUACAAAGGGUUGGAAAUUAAAUUCAGUAUAGGGUACUUAACCAGUGUCAUGGGGGCAGCAGUGCAGUAGCUGUGUGAACUAUUCCAGUGGCAGCAAAAAACCAAAACAACCCCAAAACCCUAACCAGAACAACAACAACAACAAAAACAAACAAAAACCAAACCAACAAACAACUCCCCAAACCAAAACAAACAAAACCCCAAACCGAAGAAAAUAACAAAAAAAGCCACAAACAAAAAAAAAACUCAAAAAGGGUUGAUCUAACUCGAAUCCUUUCAAAAAUCUAGAUUAGAGCCUAGCCAGGAAGGAAUAAAAUAAGCUGAUGUGGGCACGUUUUGUGUGGUAAUCACUAGAGUUGUGACUGCCGCAGUAAGAAUGCUGCACACUGUUCCUGUGGUUAGCUCUUCACUUAAAAUAGAUGUGAGAAUGUUCUAGAGAAUACAAGAAAUAUGAGAAGGAUGAAAGUAAAUCUGUCAAGCUCGGAAGAAUAAAUGUCGCUGACACAGAUAUUGUUGCUUUACUCAGAAAUAAGAAAAAAGUCUAAAUGCUAGAAUGCAGUAUUUUUUCUCUGUAGGAGCUAAGCAAACAGUUCCUGUGCCUUUCCCAGCCUGGGGCUCAAAUGGUACGUGCUGUGGUUGGAAAUGCUAACCUGAAGGACACCUGCACACCCUGGAUCUCUUUUUUGCCAUGUCAUCUGACAGCCACCAGCUCCACACCCAUUCCUACCAGGACUCUUGUCACAGUCUCUUGAAUGUCAACUGUCACCCCCUAUCCAAGAGCUCCUCAAAUCUGGCCUGUAUUGGGCACUCGAGGAGUUUAGAGGAAAGGCAGAACAAACAGGAGCUGAAGAAAAGCCACAGUAGCACCAUCUGCCAUAUCCUGGAAAACAGGAGUGAUGCAAGGAGCGUGCAGAGUUCUGGAUGGUCCUCCUCACAGCCUGGGAUGAUGGGACUGGGGUCAGAGGUCCAAACCAUAAAUGACCAGUCAGCCAACGACCAUUCAAAGGGCAGAACUAAGAAUACAAACCAUGUUCUUGUCACUGAACAGUCAUCAGCAUCCUGGGGAGUGGGGGACACCAAGAUGUGUGUGAAGAGCUGCACUGUUGAGAAUGUUUCUUCAGCCUGCUUUGUUCACCAGCAAGGCGUGUAUAAAAUGGAAGAAUCAGGAGCUGCCCUUCAGAGAAGCCACUCAGACCUAACCUGCAGCUGCAAACAGCAGACUUAUGUCACUCACGUAGAAACCAGUGCUACUCACUGCAGCCUAAGCUCUUCUGAUUGCAGGCAUGGUCCAGUCGCUAAGAUGCCUUUCCAAACGCAGAGAUAUGGAUCAGAAACAAAUGAAAAUACAUCUCACUAUCAAAACCUUGUGACUCAUCUUCCUAGAGACCAACAAGUACCCACAAACACCUUUGACAGUGGCAGUAUUCCACAUAACACUACUGUUUACACAGACCCUGGCACAUUUCACGCUGCUGUUCUAGGACCCCGUAUGCCCGGAAAUGGUUUCCCAAACAGGACAAUGUUCAGCCAAGCCCCUGGGAUUAUUCAUGGUGGUCUAACUUACAGUAACAUUCCCAACUCUGCGUACUCCCCCGUGGUGAUGACGGUUCACAACAACUCUGCAGGGCCCUGCAGUCUCCGGCAGGAUGCCUUGAAGGCAGAUGCCACCAUCCCGGCCUAUUGCCACUCCUUGCCCAUCCCGUCCAUCCAGCUGCUCCCGCGGUUGGCGUGCUCCGUCAGUGAGACAGAGAAGGAGCAGGCAGCACCUGGCUACUUCCACUCCCUUUCUGCUUCAGACAUUCUGACAUAUCCUAAGCUGGUGUCUUCAGUAAGUGAAUCAGGCCUGGAUGCCAAGAAAAUCCUGAAGUGCUGUAACGUUCCUGGAGAACAACUGCAAUCUGCUCAGCAGGAGAGAGCUCCUCCGGAAGCCAAGGCUGCUCGUGUUGCCCUGAGCAGCCAGCAAGGUGCAGACAUGGUAGUGACAACUAAGGAUAUGUGGACUAUGACCUCUAUGAAUGACAUAACCAAAGGCCUGAAACCAGCUCUGGAGCGUAGAGAUGCUGAGGUACAAACUCUUCCAACCAUGGAAUGCAAAUCGGUGGCGACAAGCCCAGCAGUGGCAGCUGAAGGUCACUCACAUGUGUUCCCAGAGGUGAACCUGGAGCAAGGCUUGGAGGCCCCCAAAUCUCCAGUUCGUGAAGUGAGAUGGGAUGAUGAAGGAAUGACGUGGGAAGUGUAUGGGGCAUCUGUGGAUCCAGAAGUCCUCGGGGUAGCCAUUCAAAAACAUCUCGAGUUUCAAAUAGAACAGUUCCAGACAGAGCCUGCUGAGGCAGCUGAGAAAAGUAACGAGGAGCCACCCCCUGGAAAAACUGGGAAAAAAAGGCCUUUCAGAACAAUGAUGCAUUCCCUGAGAUAUCCAAGCUGUUGUGCUCGCUCCAGCACUGCAGUGGAGUGAGCACAGCUCCAGGGUGUAGGAUAGCUGUGCUGUUUUUGAAUUGUACAUAAAUGCUGACUCCUAAGUGUUGACACAGUGUAUGGGGACAGCCCUCAUCAGGAUGAGUGGGAAAAGUUCAGUGAUCCUCAAAUAUACAUUAAAGCAAGGAAAAGUCCAUGGCUGGGCCAUAUAACAGAGAGCAUAAGAUUAUACUUAAAGAAUGCCAUUGCUCUUGACUGUAUUUAAUGUAGCACUGUUUUCUUCUAUGUUAGUUUUAAACUGUAUUGUAAGGAAUGGAACUUCUUUUUUAAUGAUACAUCUUUUUGAAAUAAUGAUGACUUUUUUUCUGUAUUUUAAUAAUUUAGGAUUAGAAAACAAAAUUUAAAGUUAUGCUUUAAUUAAAGUUCUUAGCUUUCAAUCACAUUCCCUUAAAUUGUUUUGGCAGCUGUUCUGCUGUUAAUUUUGUAAUUCUAACUAGAAGUCCACUUUAACUGUAGACAAAAUAACAAACUAGUGUACUGUUCUAUGAUAAAGAAUUGUAACUUUUUGCUACAUAACUGUGAAGUAAUGUCAGUGUUGCUAGUCUGAACUAUUCCCUUAGCAAGCUCAUGUACAGUUGAAGGACAUGCUAUCAACUUUCCAGUUAGUCUGUAGUUAUGAUGAAUUACCCUCUAAAUAUCCCGAGCUCAUGUUUACCAGGUGAUUUACAAAUGUACAGUAUUACCAAAGAUGACUGGUGUCAUGUGAAUUACUUACUGAUGCUUGUUUUAGAGACCUGAAACGGCAGCUGUUCAAAUUAGCCUGUGGCACCACCAUACCCUACAACUCACGAGCAGGUUUGGUUUGCUUAUAUUAAAAGUCAUUUCCAGUGAGUUUUUUUAAUGUGCAUCUGUCCUGAGCAGUGGUCAUUUGGCUCUUGCAUAAGCCAUAGGGGACAGCUUGCCCGUAACCUUUGCCUGUCUUGUGUUCCCUCUCUAGUCUGACGUCAGGCAUCUGCUGAAAGUGAGACCUUGUGUCCCCCCCAAAGGACAGUCCUAAGGUUAUUCUGAGUGCCUUGGUCAUUUGGGCAGCUUAAAGAUUUAUUUUCUUCUAAAAACAACUUUGCAAACAAGUUUUCAGUGAGAAACCUGUUAUGAUAGUGUAAGGCAGCCGUGGUGCAGGGCCUGUUUGAAGUGAAAGGUUGGUCAAGGAAGCUGAGAAUACUGUUUCCAGUGUCAUGUGUGCCUUUGGUGAAUGCCUAAGAUUCUUGGGGAAACAAGAUGUGCAAUUUUUUUUUUUUUGUGAGAGAGAAGAGAAACAUUCAUUUCUGUCUCAAAGGAGAACCUGCAGUUUCUGAGAACUUACUGCUGUGGAAUUACUCACUCUUACUUUAAAUGUGUGUGCUUGUGCUUUGUUGGUUUGGUUUCAGUUCCAGUAAGUUAGCAGACUGUCUCCAUAAUGUUCACCUGACAUUUGCAUAUCAAGAGGUGAUUAGGACAGCUUUAAACUUUCAUCUAGAAAAUCCUUAAAUGGAGGACCUCCUCCUGGAAUGUCCUGUGAUGCAUUAAUUUAAUGAUGUAGAGUAGUUCAAUAUCAGAUUUCCAUUGCUGGGCAAAGUGGGAUUUAACAGAGCUGACUCCUGUGAAAUUCACUUUGCGUUCAGGAGGCUUCAUGCAGACCCUGGGACUUUGGCCUCGAAGAAGUCUGAGCUCAAAUGAGUUUUAUACAAACCAAGCGUGAAACCACUGGAAUAUAAUGCCUUACUCAGGAUGCCUCUAUGGCUGUGAGCAUCUAAGUUCUGGUAAUGAUUCUGGAUGUUAAAAUUCCUUUUAUUGAAGCUUUAAUAGGAGUAAGGAAGUAAUGAGUAACUAAAUAAAGUCACUCUGCUGUUAUUUAGAGUUUAGCUAACUCUUUAAGCAGUUUCUAUGUGAGCUUAUUUUAUGGUCCAGAAUACUGAACAUUGAUUUUUUCCUUUCUUCAAACAUUACACUUUGAGAAUUUUAAGCACUGUAUUGGUCUAAAGCCUUGUGCUGUCUAUUAGCUUGUCCUUGGGUGUGCAGAAGAAUUAAAGAUUUAAGGAGUCAACCUAAAGCUUUAAAAUAGCAAGAGCACCUUCCUCCCACAGCCAUUGUAAUCCAUACUUUAUUUGACAUGUGGAAAAUCUGUAUUCUCCUUCCCACCUCUGCCAUUCCGAGCACCUCUCCAAAAUAAAGCCCCCAGCUGUAGGAAGAUGAUAUAAUAAGACCAGUAUCAAACUGAUCAGAAAGAGAGAGUUUGCAGAAGGAACUGGAAUAAUAGGGCAAAGUCCCUAAAUUCUUUGGCUGUUGUGCUAUAAAACCUGGAACCAUUCUUGUAUUUCACACAGUUCUGGUGUCAAUUACUUAUGGUUUAUGCAUUGGUGUGACUUGCUACUACACUCCUAUACACUGAUUAUCAUUCCUGGGUAAGAAAAAUAAAUUAUAAGUAAAGGCAAAGGAUACCACUGAUUUGCAAGUUCAGAAAAAGAGAUGCUCACUCAUGACGGGCAUUCUGAUCUUAUUAAUAAUCAGAGUUGCUGUUAUUUACAAAAAAUACUGUUUAUGUUUGAGGACUUCCUACACUUUUGGAAAGGUUUAAAGUCCAAGAAUAUAAUGGAAAUCUGAGAAAAAACCCAAUACCAAGCAUUCAUUUGAAUAUUAGCUACAGGGAUAAAACAAAUUGUUUUACUUGUACAAUCAAAGUCUUAGAAAAAGGGCUAUUUUGAUUCAUUUUGCAUUUGGGUUCAAUUUUUUUUUAAAAAAUCAAAUGCAGCCAUUUUGUAUAUUAAGUAUUCUCUGUUGAAAUGUUACUCUUGUAAAUGUGAGAACUCUGUUUUUUUAAUGUUUUCUAACUUAGGAAAAUCCAAAUCCAUUAUAUUCUACUCUUAAAUAUAAAUAAAGUAGCAGGAAAACUCA
Prinia subflava (tawny-flanked prinia) is the source of this 6349-nucleotide messenger RNA. RefSeq names its product G protein regulated inducer of neurite outgrowth 2 (gene GPRIN2). Gene Ontology annotation, biological process: neuron projection development. The transcript has 2 exons. Bases 1692 to 3458 code for a protein of 588 amino acids. NCBI's taxonomy places the organism in Eukaryota, Metazoa, Chordata, Aves, Passeriformes, Cisticolidae. Gene Ontology annotation, cellular component: plasma membrane. The record is from RefSeq and is a predicted model, not a curated record.